Enterobius vermicularis (human pinworm) is the source of this 912-nucleotide messenger RNA. Lineage: Eukaryota; Metazoa; Nematoda; Chromadorea; Rhabditida; Oxyuridae. The record is from the annotation of a GenBank genome assembly.
AUGUUGUUUGACCGAGCGCUUGUGUCCAUCGCUGCAUGUAGCACGGUGGUUGUGCUGUUUUCUGCUUACUGUUUACGAUUUAAACCACACAUUGUCUACUUAACGCUUAUCGCUACCAUUUUUGCGGCUUUCUGGAUAUUUGGACUGGUUAUUGGCGAACAGCUGAUUGCAGUACCAUUCAUACUCUACAAAAGGCUUUUCGAUGGGUCUGAAAAAAGCAUAGACGGAUUUCUUUCUGAACAGCAUAUCAUCACGAAACGAAGCUCUACUAUACAUCGGAAGUUCUUUCAUGUGACGGUAUCGCUUAUUUGUAUCACUGGGCUCUGGUAUGAUGUGGAAUUGCUGUGGCUCUCUGCCGCGUUAGCACUUUGCAUCUUUAUUAUCUUAGAGGGUUUACGGGCUUUAAGGAUCCCUCCGAUGGCAGAAUAUAUAGACGCAGGUUUUUCUCCGUUCCUUGACGAGCAAGAUUCUCAGCAUUUGGUACUAACUCCCAUAUACCUCCUUCUAGGAGUAUUUUUACCUGUUUUUCUUAAGCCGAUUAAAAAUACAGGUCCAUAUUUUAAAUACUGUAGAAUUUAUUUAGUUACGAAGUUUUUAGAACAACGUCAGAUCUGUCAUUAUGCCGGAGUAUUAACGGUUGGCAUUGGCGAUAGUUUCGCAGCAGUGGUAGGCUCAACUUUUGGCACGCAUUACUGGAAAGGAUCUCGUAAAAGCUACGAAGGAAGCUUGGCAAUGGUUCUUUCUCAAAUAGCUUUUGCAGUCAUUAUAACUCUAACUGAGUACGGAUGUGUUCUCACUUUUGCCGGAAUUCUUAGGAUUUUAGUUUCUUCACUUCUUUGUUCCUAUGCCGAAGCUAAACUUAAAGGAACGGAUAAUAUUGUAUUGCCUUUCCUUGCUUAUAUUCUUUUGUAG